Molecule: messenger RNA, 1244 nt
Organism: Papilio xuthus (Asian swallowtail)
Lineage: Eukaryota; Metazoa; Arthropoda; Insecta; Lepidoptera; Papilionidae
Gene: rin
Product: ras GTPase-activating protein-binding protein 2
Exons: 8
Cellular component (GO): cytosol; ribonucleoprotein complex
Molecular function (GO): mRNA binding
Source: RefSeq, a predicted model, not a curated record
UCUGGCAACACGUUUGUAGAAAUUGACUUGACACUAAACGGUGAGGUAGGCUCUUUUUCUGUUUUCAGUCCUUAUUUAUCGUAAAAAUUAAGCGAAUUUCGAGACGGUUUGUUGCUGCAUAUACCAUUUUGAUGCCUAAAAUUUACUAAGGAGUUGCAGAGUGUUAAGCGGUGGGCAGCGAGCAGCAUUAGCGCGCAUUGUUGACAACAGCGAUGGUAAUGGAGGCGUCCCCGUCCCCGCAGAGCGUUGGCCGCGAGUUCGUCCGCCAGUACUACACGCUGCUCAACAAGGCGCCUGCCUAUCUGCACAGGUUCUACAACAACUACUCCUCGUUCGUGCACGGCGGGCUGGACGCGCCCAACCGCGAGACGCUGCCCGUUGUCGGACAGAAGCAGAUACACAACCGCAUACAACAACUCAACUUCCGCGACUGCCAUGCCAAGAUCAGUCAGGUGGACUCCCAGGCGACGCUGGGCAACGGCGUUGUGGUGCAAGUGACGGGUGAGCUGUCUAACGGUGGCGCACCGAUGCGCCGUUUCACCCAGACCUUCGUGCUGGCCGCGCAGUCGCCCAAGAAGUACUACGUGCACAACGACAUCUUCCGAUACCAGGUGCGCACGAGCUCUAUAUCGGGAGGUGUGGAGCACGAGCCUGAGGCGGAGGUGGAAGUGGAGGCUCCGCCCGCGCAACAGCCCGAGCCCGAGCGCGAGCCCACGCCGCCGCCGCCGCAACCCGCGAUGCCCCCGCAGCCCGUGGUGCCGGAGCCAAAAACAUACGCGAACCUGCUUAAGUCCGGGUCGGGGGGUGCGGUGAGCCGCAGCUCGCCCCCCGCGCCCGCGCCGCUCGCCGCCGCGCCCGCGCCCGCACCCACCGCCGCACCCCCCGCCGGGCCCGCGCCCCCUCCCGCCCCGCACGACCAGCGCCCGCGCCCGCCGCGCGCCCCCCAGCCGCCAGCGGAGGGCGGCGGCGGACGGCGGUACUCGGACUCGCAGCAGCUGUUCCUAGGCAACCUGCCGCACUCGGCCACCGAGGAGGAGCUGCGGGCGCUGUUCGCGCGCUUCGGACCCGUCGCCGAGCUGCGCGUGCACAGCAAGGCCGCCGCGCCCGGCGCGCCCCGCCACCCCAACUACGGCUUCAUCACCUACGAGACCGCGCAGGCCGCACACGACUGCCUCAACGCAGCUCCGCUGUACUUCCCGGCGGACAGCCCCGAGGGUGUGAAGCUGAACGUGGAGGAGAAGAAG